GUAAGCCUAGUGUUUUUAGUCAUGAAGCAGGGUUUUUAAAAGUUCUAAUUAGUAAUCGAUUUGUAAAGGUUAAACCAAACUUUGUCUCAAAAGUUAUUUUAUUUCAAAAGGCUAGAUGGUCUAUUGCAAACAAUAGAAAAGAACUGGUAGUUAAUUUUUUUGAUCUAAAAGAUAGUUACUAUCAUGUAUUUAAAGAUUGUUAG
Messenger RNA from Racocetra persica, 203 nucleotides. Lineage: Eukaryota; Fungi; Glomeromycota; Glomeromycetes; Diversisporales; Gigasporaceae. The record is from the annotation of a GenBank genome assembly.